AAAGAAAUAUGACUAUCGCAAGCACGUCUUAUCGAAAUCGAUAACUGCCAGCUGAUUGUUAGCUCUUAUUUAAUAUACACGCUAUCGUGCUGUAAUUCGACUUUAAUAUUAAAUUGUUAAUGAAAAUGUUUCGCAAACAAUUUGGUAACUUGUCGCGAGUCUCAACACACCUCUCCCGCAAUGUGUUAGCGGCGCGUGUCGCCUACCGGGACGUCGAAAUGUCAACAAAUGCGGCGCCGGCGGAAGACGUCACCUCACCUCCGGCCGUCAAUGAGUUUCGCACAGGUGUAACAAAUCCUGGCGAUCACUCGGAUGUACAAGUAGGUAAAUUCUAUACCAUUCCCCUGGAAGAGAAGAAGCAAAUUUUCUCAGGAGGCGGACUGACUAAGAAAUACGAGCAGCAAAUAAAAACAUUUACCGAGGCCUGCAUAAUGGUACGUUCUCCUGCCCUCGAGCUGCUGCAUUAUAUCAAGAACGCUGAUCUGUCGAAGCCUGUGGUACGCUAUGUGCUGUAUGGCGACAAUGGUGUAGGGAAGACCCUUUCCAUGGCGCAUGUGUUGCAUUAUGGAGCACUGAACGACUUUCUGCUUGUGCACGUGCCCUGGGCACCCAACUGGAUGAAACGGCCCAAGGAGUCCGCGAACUCCGCCACUCAAGAGGGCUUCAUCGAUCUGCCAUUUGAUGCGGCUGCCUGGCUGAUACACUUUAAGACACAGAACUCGAAGCUGCUUGAACGAUUACAACUAAAGACCAGCAAGGAGUAUGUGUGGAGCAAGCGCGAGAGCACGCCAGCUGGCGCUUCGCUGAUAGAAUUAGUUGAACACGGCAUUGCGAGGAUCAAGUAUGCCUCGGAAACAACAGCUGCUUUGAUCUCGGAGCUGAAGCAGUUAGCCACUGCUGGCCAGUGCAAGAUAAUGGUGGCUAUUGAUGGCUACAAUGCAUUUUUCCAUCCCGUCACGCGCAUCUUCUCCGAUAACAAGCAGCGCGUGACACCGGAUCGCAUAACGCUCACCCAGCCUUUUCUUGAUAUAACCAACUACGACUGGACGAAUGGCGUGUGCAUUCUAUCCGUGGACAAAAUAGCCAUGACUGAAGGCUAUAUGGAUUCCUAUUUGCCACGCUAUCUGCUAGGCAAAGAGGGCUUCGAGCAUUUGGAUCCGUUUGUGCCCGUGCACGUUGGCAAUUAUACGGAAAAAGAGUUUGUCAGCUAUAUCAAUUACUAUUUGGAUCGCAAUUGGAUCACGAAGACCCAACCGGGCUUUGAGGAGCAGCUAAAGUUUAUGAGCAAUAUGAAUCCUUAUACUCUAAUGCAGCUGGUCAGAAGCCUCUAGUGUUGCUGUUUAAUACAACUUUUUGUUAGUUUGUAAAUGUUAAAUAAAUAAAAGUAAAUAAAUUUCGAACCCCCUGAAGAAGUUGCUAAAUGUUGAA
Drosophila hydei is the source of this 1428-nucleotide messenger RNA. RefSeq names its product 28S ribosomal protein S29, mitochondrial (gene mRpS29). The record is from RefSeq and is a predicted model, not a curated record. Gene Ontology annotation, cellular component: mitochondrial ribosome; mitochondrial small ribosomal subunit. The transcript has a single exon. The coding region runs from base 120 to 1331 and encodes 403 amino acids. Gene Ontology annotation, biological process: apoptotic process. Gene Ontology annotation, molecular function: structural constituent of ribosome. Lineage: Eukaryota; Metazoa; Arthropoda; Insecta; Diptera; Drosophilidae.